Messenger RNA from Iphiclides podalirius (scarce swallowtail), 1230 nucleotides. NCBI's taxonomy places the organism in Eukaryota, Metazoa, Arthropoda, Insecta, Lepidoptera, Papilionidae. The record is from the annotation of a GenBank genome assembly.
AUGCCUUACCUCAGAUCUGUAGCUAAUUCACAUGGUAGAUGGGGAAUUUCGCACACAAGAGUUCCUACAGAGUCUCGUCCAGGCCAUGUUGCUAUUAUUGCUGGUUUUUAUGAAGACCCAUCUGCUGUGGCAAAAGGAUGGAAAGAAAAUCCUGUUGACUUUGAUUCCGUUUUUAACAGAACAGCUUAUACCUGGUGUUGGGGCACUUAUGAUAUAGUUGAUAUUUUUACAAAGGGAACUGUUACUAAUCACAUUUUUGUUAAUAAAUUUGAUCCAUAUGAACAGACUUUUAGUGCUGAUAAAAAUACAACACUUUUAGAUGAGUGGGUUUUUCAGAAUGUCAAGCAGUUCUUUGAGGAUGCCAAAAAUAAUGUUGAUAUAAAAAAAAAGUUACAGAGCAAUAAAAUAGUACUGUUUUUACAUUUACUGGGAACAGAUACUUCUGGUCAUACACAUAAGCCUAAAACAUUAAAUUUUCUCACAACAAUUAGAUAUGUUGAUGAAAAUAUUAGAGAUAUUGAGAAUGUGAUUAGAGAUUAUUAUGAUGAUGACGGUAAAACAACAUUUCUAAUGACUUCUGACCAUGGAAUGACAGAUUGGGGAUCUCAUGGUACUGGGGAUAAUCAUGAGACGCAAACCCCUUAUGUUUUGUGGGGAGCUGGUGUUCAGCAAGUAAAUGGAAUAAAUUUAGACCCUGAAACAAAAAUUCCAGUAAAUUCAAUUGGUAAACUUCCUCUUGAUCUAUUGAAUAUAACAUUGCAAGAUAAAGCUAUGGCUUUGUAUAGCAACAGCAGGCAGCUAUUGUAUCAGUACAAUAAAAUGAAAAUUGAUAUUGAAGAAAAUUCAGUAAGAGCUUUAUAUAAACCAUAUGAGCCACUGGACACUAAGAAGUUAAAAGAAAUCACUAUGCUCUCUGAACAGCUGUUAAAUGAAAAGAAAUUUGAAGAAUUGAUUUUGUUAAUAGCAGUUUAUCUUGUCUAUGCACAGAAGUUGCCAAGAUCAUAUUAUAUAUAUUUUUCAAUGCCAAUUUUACUAUGGACAAAGGUCUUACUCUCUAAUAGCAUAUGGUACAAUGGUUUGAGAAAACUGCAACACAAUAGAAGUUUGUUGGAGUUGAUGAUGGAGAUAACAUGUUAUGUUAUGGGAAGCUUUGCAAUGGUGGGUGUUAAGCUUUCCUUUACUUGGUAUGGGAGUUUGGCCCUGGUUUUCAUCUUCUACAUAUCACUUGCC